Cuscuta campestris is the source of this 872-nucleotide messenger RNA. NCBI's taxonomy places the organism in Eukaryota, Viridiplantae, Streptophyta, Magnoliopsida, Solanales, Convolvulaceae. The record is from the annotation of a GenBank genome assembly.
UGCAAUUUACUUUUGUCUUCCUCAAAUCCAUUCCAUCGUAUUCCCGAAAGAAUCAAUCAAUCGAAGGCAAUGGCCGAUUCAUCGCCGGCGGUUCUCCCGAUUUCUACAUCGCAGCCCGCCGUCGUCUCUGACACGGCAGUCGGACCCACCCCUGCAUUCCGCGCCUUCUUGAACAACAUCGCUGAAACCGUCCGUAGGGGGCUCUCCACCCGCCGCCCGUGGGCGGAGCUCGUCGAUCGCUCCGCCGUUUCAAAGCCGGAGUCCUUCUCGGAUGCGACGCUCCGGGUACGCAAGAACUACGCGUAUUUCAGGACCAAUUACCUCGCUCUCGUCGCCGUCGUCCUCGGCGUCUCUCUCAUCACCAACCCGAUCUCCCUCAUCUUCCUAGCCGCCCUGCUGGCGGCGUGGCUCUUCCUGUACCUCUUCCGCGCCUCCGAUCAGCCCCUCGUCCUCUUCGGCCGCCAAUUCACCGACAGGGAAACCCUCGGCUGCCUGAUUGUGUCCACCGUCGUCGUGAUUUUCCUCACCAGCGUCGGGUCGGUUCUUGUAUCCGCCCUGAUGGUGGGGGUCCCCAUCGUCUGCAUCCACGCCGCAUUCCGGGAACCGGAAGAUCUGUUUCUCGACGAGCAAGAGACCCCCGCCACCGGGUUCCUCUCCUUCUUGAACGCCGGCCCUGCUCCCGGCGUUGCCCCUCGGACAUGAGCGGCGGGUCUGGGAUCCCGAAAUUGCAGCGGCGCUGGUAGCAAUUUUUCCGCUGUUCAUAUCAAAUUGUGGGAAAUUUACACUUUUACUUGGAGGGGAAUUACUCAUUUACUCGGUAGAGUAAACAAUUUAAUUCAUUGCUUUUAGAACAACAAAUGGAUUAUGCCGUU